AUGACAUCCCUAUCCCGGGCGCUGCUAGACAGACGUCGAAAUGUGUCUAGUCCGCUCUCGUUAUUCCUGAAACUGUCGAAAUGGAAGCUGUCGCUCUGGGUCAGCGCCACUGGCGCCAGCGGCUUCCUCAUGAAAACACCUGCGUUAUCGCCUGACUUUUUUUACGCAUGUGGAGGAGUGUUCCUCUGCAGUUCAGCGGCACAUGUGUUUAAUCAAAUCAUGGAACGAAAAACGGAUGCUCUCAUGGUCAGGACACGUAAUCGACCACUUCCAACCAGAGAGAUAACUCCACGUGGUGCAGCAGUUCUAGGAAGUGCUUCUGCACUAGCCGGGUCGUCAUUGCUGUGGCUUACAGGCGACAGCGUUGCAGCCCCGCUAGCCCUCAUGAACGUUGCGCUGUACACGUGCGGCUAUACAGUAUUAAAACGUUAUACGGAGUGGAAUACACAUGUGGGCUCAAUCGUCGGAGCGAUACCACCGCUUAUAGGUUAUGCCGCGGCUGGGGGUUCGAUCAUGGCACCCGAUCCGUGGAUGCUUUUCGGAAUGAUGUACGUGUGGCAGCUGCCGCACUUUUAUUCGCUUGCGUGGCUCCAUCGUAAGGACUAUCUCAACGCGGGACUGAAAAUGUUUGGUACGACGGAUGAAUCGGGCAGAUCCACCGCUCUAGCAUCCGUUAAAUGGGUUACCAUUCUGACGUCAAUGCCAAUGGUCUACUCGUACUACGGUUUGAUAUCACCCAGCUUCGCCAUCGUCUCGCUACUCCCCAACCUCUUUGUAAACUAUAGAUGCCUUCGUUAUCUUGAUAACCCGUGCAAAGAGGAGGCGAGAGCAUUCUUCUUACACUCGCUAUGGCAUGUGCUCAUGCUGGUGGGUCUUGCGUCCUACUACGUCGCAACGGAGAAUGAAGAUGUGAAAAAGAAAGACCGAAUAUCUUCACGGUCUAACUAA
Molecule: messenger RNA, 948 nt
Organism: Babesia bigemina
Lineage: Eukaryota; Apicomplexa; Aconoidasida; Piroplasmida; Babesiidae
Product: prenyltransferase, UbiA family protein, putative
Exons: 7
Coding region: 1-948 (315 amino acids)
Biological process (GO): heme biosynthetic process
Cellular component (GO): membrane; mitochondrion
Molecular function (GO): protoheme IX farnesyltransferase activity
Source: RefSeq, a predicted model, not a curated record